This is a messenger RNA of Scleropages formosus (Asian bonytongue), 4211 nucleotides long. It is a transcript of the gene tie1, whose product is annotated as tyrosine kinase with immunoglobulin-like and EGF-like domains 1. The coding region runs from base 226 to 3594 and encodes 1122 amino acids. The transcript is spliced from 23 exons. NCBI's taxonomy places the organism in Eukaryota, Metazoa, Chordata, Actinopteri, Osteoglossiformes, Osteoglossidae. Gene Ontology annotation, molecular function: ATP binding; transmembrane receptor protein tyrosine kinase activity; protein binding. Gene Ontology annotation, biological process: cell surface receptor protein tyrosine kinase signaling pathway; positive regulation of kinase activity; protein phosphorylation. The record is from RefSeq and is a predicted model, not a curated record. Gene Ontology annotation, cellular component: plasma membrane; signaling receptor complex.
GAGGACUGAGCGCUGGAAUGACAGAUUCUCUCCGCCGAGCCAUUUACCGCGAGACUCGAGUGACGGAGAUAAAGUGUAGCGGACGACAGAGGCGCGCGGGGGGAUUUGAUGGAAAUGCGCAGUAAGGCGGCUCUCCAGGCUGCGCUGUGGGACUCGUUCUGACGGGGCAGCUGAGCCGGCAGCCACCUUUCUGGGACGCUUUGACUUUUUCAGAGGAUCGCAGUCAUGCUCGGGGCUCUUUAUUUCCUCUUUCUCUUUACGGUGUCAGGUGCACUUAUGGACCUGACAUUGCUUUCCAAUAGUGAGACGUCUUUGCCCUCGGAAUUCUACCUUAUCUGCAUAUCUGGAGAACGUGAAUCUCUUAACCUUGAUAUCAAGAAGGACAACAGUAUCAUACAACUGACAAACCGUCCCCAGUACAAAGUUGAGAGAACCAAAGUCCAGGAAAUCAAGGCCACAGGCUUUGUUGGCUUGGGGAACGGAGGCAUCUUCUACUGUGAGGCUAUUCAAGGUCACAGGCAGAUUACGACGGUGACUCUUAUCAGUAACUUUGGCAAAGAACACUUUGUCCCGAAGCACCUUACAGAAACAGUCAGCAUAGGAGACACGGUGCAUCUCAUCAUGUAUGUCCUUGCCACACAAAGCAGAGAUGUUACCUGGAAAUUUAAUGGAAACUACUACUACAUGACUCACUGGGUUGAUGUAAUCAACAAAACAGCGGUCUUGACACUGGAUAAUGUGUUAAAGACACACGAAGGCAUCUACAGCGCCAGCUAUGUGGGUGACAGCCCACUUUACGGUGCCUAUAUGCGGCUCAUUGUUAGAGCUUGUAGACAUAAGAAGUGGGGAUCUGACUGCGAUCAGGACUGUCCCGAGUGCCUGAAUGGUGGCAUCUGUCAUGACAAGCAGGGGGACUGCAUAUGUCCACCAGGCUUCAUGGGAAUGCGUUGUGAGACUGCCUGUCGGGCAGGAAUGUUUGGACGCAACUGUCAAGAGUCAUGUCGAUCAUCAAUGAACUGCUCAGGACUGUCCUUUUGUCUUGUGGAUCCUUACGGCUGCUCCUGUGCCAGUGGAUGGCAUGGGCCUCGUUGUAACAAACCCUGUGGUAAGGACAUGUAUGGAGCUGGCUGUCAAUUACACUGCAAGUGCAAAAAUGGAGGAGUUUGCAGCAGAUUCAGUGGUUGCCAGUGUCCCACAGGCUGGCGUGGGCUGAACUGUGAGAAGUCAGAUCAUCCACCACAGAUUUUGGAAAUGGCAAGCAGUUUAGAGUGGAAUCUGAAUUCCAGCCCUAAGAUCAUGUGCUCUGCCACUGGCAACCCCUUGCCUAGUCACACCACCAUUCAGCUUCGAAAAGUGGACAGCGCAAUCCUCCAGGCAAAGCACACUACUAUGGACUCUAAUAAGAGUACGGCCCACUUUGAGAUUGCACGUCUGUCUACUGAUCAUGGAGGAUUGUGGGAAUGCCGUGUUUCCACCAACGGGGGGCAGGACACACGCAAGUUCAACCUGACUGUUAAAGUGCCUCCAUGUCCUACAAGUCCUCCAAAACUACUGGAGAAGAGGAGUAAACAGCUGGUGGUCAAGCCUGUUGAUACCUACAAGGGUGAUGGACCCAUUAUCUCCACCAAACUCUUGUACAAACCCAUGGAAACUGGCGAUUCCUGGUCAUCCAUCAUAGUUUAUAGCACAGAGCCCAUUACUUUGAUGAACCUAAAACCAUCAACCAGGUACCUGGUGCGGGUCCAGCUGACACGUCCUGGAGAAGGUGGAGAGGGAGAUGUUGGACCUGAGGCGAUCAUGGAAACAGACUGUCCAGAGCCCACGGUGAGGCCGGAGAUUGAUUCCAGCUCAUUGGAAGGCCGUAACAUCACAGUCAGGUGGUUGUUGCCCGAGGGCCCAGGCCCCGCCAGUAGGUUUUUAGUUGAGCUCAACGGACCCUCUGGGGAAAAGCUGGCAGAGGAAACCACCUUUCUCAGUGUGCUCUCCACCAAGUUCUACAACCUGGAGUACAACCGUGACUACCAAGUGGUCGUCAGGCUAGUCAACUGUGGCAGCCUCGGGCAGGCCUCAAAACCCCUCCCCAUCCGAAUCAACAGCCAGGGGCCAUCGGCUCCACGUAAUGUGCAUGCCAGUACACUGUCCUUCAAUGCAGUGCGCCUAAGGUGGCAGCCUCCCGAGGAUCCCAAUGGUGGAGUUGUUAAGUAUAUAAUUGAGUACCAGCCUGUGGGCCAAGGAAGUCUGCAUCCAUGGGUUGACACAGAUGAUGGCAACAAGACCACCAAGGAUGUCACAAUGCUCAAUAGCAGUACACAGUACCAGUUCCGUGUGCGGGCCUUCUCCAAAGUACCGGGCGAGUGGAGUAUAUUUGUUCAGGCCUGGACACAGGGAGAUGGUCAUCCCAACUUCACCCCAACAUCACAGGGUUGGGGAAAGCCACAAGGCACUGACAGCCACCAGCUGCUUGUGGCCAUUGUGGGCUCUGUGAGUGUCACUUGUGUGACCAUCCUGCUUGCUUUGUUGGGCCUUUUCUGCAUACGCAAAGCCAUGGUCAACCGUCGGCGGACCUUCACCUACCAAUCCGGAUCUGGGGAAGAGACCAUCCUCCAGUUCAACUCUGGGACACUGACACUCACUCGGCGGCCCAAACCCCAGCCUGAACCUCUCACCUACCCCAUUCUGGAGUGGGAGGACAUCAAAUUUGAGGAUGUCAUCGGUGAGGGGAACUUUGGACAGGUCAUAAAAGCCAUGAUCAAAAAAGACGGCAACAAAAUUAGUGCUGCUAUUAAGAUGUUGAAAGAAUUUGCAUCAGAGAAUGACCAUAGAGACUUUGCAGGAGAGCUAGAGGUGCUUUGUAAGUUGGGUCAACAUCCCAACAUCAUCAACCUGAUUGGAGCUUGUGAGAAUAGGGGGUACCUCUACAUUGCCAUCGAGUAUGCCCCCUAUGGGAACCUACUGGAUUUCCUGAGAAAAAGCAGGGUCUUAGAGACCGACCCUGCUUUUGCCAAGGAGCACUGCACUGCCUCCACCUUGACCUCCCAACAGCUGCUCCAGUUUGCAGUUGAUGUGGCAACAGGCAUGCAUUAUCUCAGUGAAAAACAGUUUAUUCACAGGGACUUGGCAGCACGAAAUGUGCUAGUGGGAGAGAAUCUGGUCGCGAAAAUUGCAGAUUUCGGCCUGUCCAGGGGGGAAGAGGUAUAUGUGAAAAAAACCAUGGGAAGGUUACCUGUACGGUGGAUGGCAAUUGAAUCAUUAAACUACAGUGUCUACACCACAAAAAGUGAUGUGUGGUCUUUUGGAGUUCUUAUGUGGGAGAUUGUAAGUCUAGGUGGAACCCCAUAUUGCGGGAUGACCUGUGCCGAGCUUUAUGAAAAGCUGCCUCAGGGGUACAGAAUGGAGAAGCCACGGAACUGUGAUGACGAGGUGUAUGAAUUGAUGAGGCAGUGCUGGAGGGAUCGGCCACAUGAAAGACCCCCUUUCUCCCAGAUCUGCCUGCAGCUCAACAGAAUGCAAGAGGCCAGGAAGGCAUAUGUAAACAUGGCUCUCUUCGAGAACUUCACCUACGCUGGAAUCGAUGCUACUGCAGAAGAAGCCUGACUAACAGCCUCAGCAGACUGCUGUGGCCGUACCGGCUCUCACCGUUACUGCCUUUUCCCAGAAGUCUGCUCACACCACAGGAUUAAAGACGUAGCAUGGACACAGAACUGAUAGCGAAGAGGCUGUGAAAGCACCCUGAAAGGGCCUGAUAGGACCUCGGAUUCGAUGGAGCAUGCCUUGGCUGUCAUAGAGAAAGUAUCUCUGGCUCUGUGAGUUACACAAUAGUUUAUGCCCACAGGUAAGUGAAUGGGAGACUGAUAAAUGCUGUUUUAUAUCUGUGGUGUCCAGCUUUUAGAACACUGUUUUAAUUCCUUGGGCUUUUGUUUUUCUUUUUUGUCACGAAAACAUGCAAAGUGCAAAUCACAGUCACUGAACUGAGAUGGUAAAAUAAGGUGUUUCAUUGUGAUAUGUACAUAAGUAUAUUUUCAGUGAUUCAUAACUGAAUAAUGUACAUGAAACUGGCUUUGGGUGCUUAUAUGAAGUUUUUAUAACUCUCUAAGGCACUUAUUUAGGUUAGUCAUUAGUCUGACCCAAUCUUGUAUGUACUGUGUAAAUGAACUUGCUUUCAUUGACAGCACUGAAUUAUACCUGUUAAUUUAGCUUCUCUUCAUGUUUUA